CCAAUCAGAGAGCAGACAUUGUGAUUUGACCCAGCCCUUCUUCUACAGCGGAGCGGUUGACGGUGCCACGGUUGAAUUUCAAUACCGAAAGUGUCCCACGGUACGUACGCCGCCGAAAUGGCUGCUGCGGCUCCAGAAGAAGCACCCAAACUGAAUGCUGAGAGCGACGUACAGUCCGUGGAGUCAAGCGAGGGCAACGGUGAGGAGGAAGAAAAGGGCCGCACCGAACCGGAAACGGUGGAGCAACGCAGUAGUGUAGAACUGAAAAUGGAAGAGGUAGACGCGAAGGCCGGCGAAGAGAAGCCCGCUGCAGCGACAGACAAGGCCGCUAGCGAGGCGGUGAUAGACGACAGUGCAACAGUCAUUCAGGAGGCGGCGGAACCCCCUGAGGAAACGGAGCAAAAGCCAGAGCAACAAAGCCCGGGAGAUGGUAACAACGAACCCGCUUACGAUAGCGCAAUGACGGAAGCUAAGAUGGAACCGGGAGAGGACAGCCGGUGUUCGGGGAUAGACUGCGAGAAGAGCAAAACAGUUUGUGAAGAUAGUGAGAAGCCCAGUGGCGGGGGCGGGGACCUGAGCGACAAGCGGCGGCCGAGUGUGGAGAUAUCGUCCUCGGAUGGUGAACCGCUGAGCCGCAUGGACUCGGAGGACAGUAUCAGCAGUACCCUGAUGGAGAUGGAGAGCACGGUGUCAAGUGGGCGCUCCACCCCUGCUAUGAUGAACGGACAGAGCAGUGCCAGCUCCUCUGCUGCAAAGACAGUAGCUUAUCCCUGCUGCUGGGACCUCUGUCCGCAGUGCUUCAGCUGUAGUCCUGAUCUGGCAGAGCAUAUCAGGGGCAUACAUGUGGAUGGGCAGAGAGGAGGGGUGUUUGUGUGUCUAUGGAAGGGUUGUAAGGUGUAUAAUACUCCAUCCACUAGUCAAAGUUGGCUCCAGAGACACAUGUUGACCCACAGUGGAGAUAAGCCCUUCAAGUGUGUAGUUGGUGGCUGCAAUGCCAGCUUCGCUUCCCAAGGAGGGCUAGCUCGUCAUGUCCCCAGCCACUUCAGCCAGCAGAGCUCCUCCAAAAUGUCCAGCCAGGCCAAACUCAAGGAGGAGUCGCCUUCCAAGGCUGGGCUCAACAAGAGGAAGAAGCUCAAGAACAAACGCAGGUGCUCCCUACCAAGGCCUCACGACUUCUUUGAUGCCCAAACCAUGGAUGCCAUCCGCCACAGGGCCAUCUGUCUCAACCUCGCCACCCACAUUGAAAGUGUGGGCAAUGGCCACAGUGUGGUCUUCCACAGCACGGUGGUAGCCAGAAGGAAAGAGGGGUCUGGCAAGGUGAAGGUCCUCCUGCAUUGGACACCUGAGGACAUUUGUGCACUCAGCAUGAUGGCCUUCCUGCAUGUCAGGGCCUGUUAUAAAUCUCCCCAACCUUCUUCUGUUGGCUGAUCCAGUAUUUGUUGUGGAGAUCUCACAGUGUGAGGAGUCCAGGUCCCCUUAUAGUCCAUAUCAUACAGGGCCCUAGGGCUCUCCUCAAAGGGAGCUCAGUGUAUCGGCUCUUAUUUUCAGCCAGGAUGAACAUACUGUGGGAUAUGUUGUGAUACUCGUGUUCGUGCCUGCAGGGGACUGGAAUUGGUCUUUAGAAAGUCUGUCUCUGUCUGCUGUUGGUUCUGUACCCUGUGCUUGGCUUGGUCUUUCUCAGGUAAACCUUGAGUUGGUCCACCGAAGUGUUAGAAACAGGGAUCAGAAUCCAACAUUACUUCUUUUUCGUGAUUCUCAAAUAAAAUUUUUAUCAAUUCCCAGUUUUUGAUUCCAUCACAGUAUUUUGGCGUGACCUCUGGAUGAACUUGCACUAAAGAAAUCAUUCUCAGCCCAUUGGGGGAUGAGCCGCUUCGCACGAUCCUCACUAGCUGCCUACCCAGCUUAACCUCAUCGGGCCCACUCGAGGUGAGGCUUGGCGCAACUUAAACCCCCGCUCAUUUAAGCAAUUGGGCAGAAGGGCACGCAGGUUCCGGUACUGCGCUUAUAAAAUGGGUCUGUGUCAUAGAAAGAAAGAGCUUUACAGAACACUGUGAUAUUCAGCAGGGCACUUUCUCAGGGGAAGCUCCCACACACUUCCAACACUCCCACACCUCCAUUAACUGCACAGCUUCUGAGGAUGAGGGGAAGAAUGAAAGAGGGUGAAGGAGGUGGGAGAAGAGAAGAAGUAAGGAGAAAAGGAUGGGAGUAGGGAGGGUGGGGUUAAAAGAGGGAACAAGAACAAGGUCAAGGGAGACAAAGAAGAGGUUGGAAAAUCAAGAGAAUAACAGCAAAGAUGGCACUGGGCGAAGAGACAGCGAUGAAGCAUCGUGAAGUAGAUUGCAGUUGACAGCUUCCGUUGAACAUACUGUAGCUAAACCCUUGUUCUCUCAGCCCUCUGCUGCUUCAUCCUCCCAUCCUUUCUUUUCUUCUUUCAUUUUCCUCUCUCUGCUCCACCUCUGCUCUCUCCUCCUCUCCCAUCAUGUGGGAGUUUAAUCUUGUGCAUAUAGAAAUAAUGAGGUAAAGGGGGAGGGAGAGAGAGAGAUGAAGUUUGGUGAUCAGUAAGGACUGCUCAGAUUACUUCCAAACAGAGAGACAUAGAUGGAGAUUGAUACUGAGACCCAAAGACAGAUUGAGGCAGAAUGAAUGAGGGAGAGAAUGGAGGAGACAGAGAAUGGAGGAAAGUGAGAAAUGAGAGUGGGAACAAAAUGGUUUUGGAAGAGAGAUGUGAAGAGGCAGAAUGAAACCGGAGAAAGUGAAUGAUAGGGAGAGACUCAAACAGAAAGACAGAAAACAAGAGCGAGAUGCCUUUUGGCUAUAUCAAAUCAGUGAUGUUACUGUCUCAUAUAUUUGGCCUUCUCUGGCCAUUAAUAUGCAAAAAAAAUCCAUAGCAGAAAGUUUGAGGAAAUAUACAAUGAUAUCUUUAAAUUGUGAAGGUAGUUGUUUUAUUUCCCGACAGAUAAAAGCUGACUGGGAGAUUUAAGCAUAUACAGUAUGUAAGGCUGCACAAUACGUAUUUGAAUAAAAUACGUAUUGUGCAAUGGCCAGUAGUAAUGAGAUAACCAUUUUUUGUUGACUCCUUUUAGAAUAAGGAUCUUGUAAAAAGGGAUCUUGGCCAUUAAGCACUGGACGGCUACAUACUUGUUAUUCUGUGGCCACAGCUGUGUCACAGACAUGAUGUGGUAGUCAUGUUACUAAAGAGACUGUUUUUCUUGUAUUGCUUUGUGGAUACAUUUAUUUCUAAUAUUAUAAGCAUGAUAAGGAGAAAUGCAAAGAUAUGUGCUCACAUUAUAUUUCAUCGAUAUUACGAGAAGAGAGAAGAGUUUUACAAUGAGAACUACCUGAGCUCUAGUUUAGGUAACCUUGGUGGAGUGACUGGGCUGUAAAGAGAGCUGCACAGAGCUGCACAGGGUAACCCAAAUUCCAAUAGACUGCAGCUAAAUAGUUGAACAAAGAUUAUAGCUUACAUUAGAGGAGAUGAACCCACUGUUUAAUCCAUUCAUUACAUUUUUGCUUUUGUAUUUUCGGUCUUAGAAUGGCCACAAAAUUGCCAUGAUGCACAGCCUUUAAAUGCUAGGUAUCAGUACAGCCUCAUGCACAUCACAGGCCUGAAAUUUCUGUUCGGAGGAGGGAUUUACUGAACGUAAAUUGUUUUGAGACGGAGUUAUGAGUGUCAGUUCAGCCAAGUUAAUAUUUAGUCUUUGACUCAGUGUAAUGUCCUGGUGUCUCACAAGCAAUAUGGUGGUCAUUUAUACUGCAUUCAAGUGUUGUGACCCUCGACGCUGAGGUCAAGAUCAAGUGCUACACAUGUAUGUUUACCAGUCACUGAGUCAAUGAUUAACCAAGUGAAUGUGGGAAGUCAUGUUUAUUCAUGCCGGAGCAAACCAUUCACGUCCUGGCUGACACUCAUUAACUCCAUUUGGAUUAAUGAGUAACUGAUUAACAUGAACCAUUCUGAUGGGUGGUGUGAGAGAGAUAGAGAGACCGUAAUUGCUGUCUAAUCUUUGAUGGAUGAGUGAAUGGAUUCCCCUCACUGUUGAAUGCUUUAGAAUAAUUGUGGAAUACACACUCAGUGAUGUUGAACGCUUCGAGCCAUUAUAUGCAUCCCAACACAUCAUUUUGGACAAACACGUUGCUUAUCAUUCACAACAUUGAUUCAUCACUUAAACAUUUAUCCAUUUAUCCAUCCAUUUACUUAUUUAUAUAUUUAUUUAAUAUUUAGACUGUUCCCAAAGUGCACAAGGAAUAUCACAAGCUAGUAUGGCUAAUGUAAGAAUACGCAUUCUAAUUUGCUAACAAACAGUUAUUAUGUAUUGG
Molecule: messenger RNA, 4314 nt
Organism: Scatophagus argus
Lineage: Eukaryota; Metazoa; Chordata; Actinopteri; Scatophagidae
Product: zinc finger protein aebp2-like
Exons: 7
Coding region: 118-1428 (436 amino acids)
Biological process (GO): regulation of transcription by RNA polymerase II
Cellular component (GO): ESC/E(Z) complex
Source: RefSeq, a predicted model, not a curated record